This is a messenger RNA of Tympanuchus pallidicinctus (lesser prairie-chicken), 1703 nucleotides long. RefSeq names its product tetraspanin-15-like. The transcript is spliced from 8 exons. The record is from RefSeq and is a predicted model, not a curated record. Bases 455 to 1441 code for a protein of 328 amino acids. Gene Ontology annotation, cellular component: membrane. NCBI's taxonomy places the organism in Eukaryota, Metazoa, Chordata, Aves, Galliformes, Phasianidae.
CAAACACGGACUUUGUUCUCCAGCACCGAGCUCCAAACGAUCGCCUGGCGGAAAUCUGCUCCAUUUCUGUUCCAUUUGGAGCUGCCGCUCGCUCUCUGCUGCUACACGACACAUCACUGCAGGAUCACCCCCAGCUCUGCCAGCACUCCUGGAAUGCCAAGAGAUCCUGCCUGCAACCCCACUAACAAUUUUCCGGAGACCCCGGCAGAACGUCCACCUUCCCGCACGGAGCUCCGCCGUCGAUCUCGGCAACAAAGGCGAGCAGCAGGCGCCAGCAAAGGGUUAACUCCGACUGUUCGCGUUUCUGCCUUCCCUCUUUCAGGCUGGGUCCCUGCCAGGAGGAAGCAGUUCAAGUUGAAGGCUGGUGGUGCGUGCAGCAGCAUCGGGCGCAUGUCUGCGCUCCCCAGCAGCCGGAGCGGGGAGGGUCUGGCAGGCAGCGAGCGGCCGCCCCGGGAUGGCGCAGGGCUCCGAGUGCCGAAACUCCCUCCUCUAUUACUACAGCGUCAAAUUCGCUUUGUCCACCUAUGCCACUCUCUUCUCGAUCAUCGGCCUCGUGAUCCUGUGCAUUGGGAUUUAUGCCGAAGUGGAGAGGCAGAAGCACAAAACCUUGGAAGGGAUGUUCCUCGCUCCAGCCAUCAUCCUGCUCCUGCUGGGCUUCACCAUGUUCAGCGUCUCCUUUGUCGGCAUGGUGGGGAGCCUCAGGGACAACCGGACACUUCUGAAGACAUUCUUUUGGGUCCUUCUGGUGAUCUUCAUCACGGAGCUGCUGUUGAUAUUCAUUGAAAUCAUCUUUGAAAACAAGAUGAAUGCAGUUUUGCACUCCAACAUUCAGGAGGGCAUUCGCCACUAUUAUGACGACCUUGACUUCAAGAACAUCUUGGAUUUUGUCCAAGAAAAGUUUUCUUGCUGUGGUGGUGAUGAAUACCGGGACUGGGAGGUCAAUCUGUACCACUCCUGCAAUGGCAGCGGACCGCUUGCGUGCGGCGUGCCCUACACGUGCUGCGUCAGGAAGGUCCCUGGAGAAGUCAUUAACACCCUGUGCGGCUACAGGACACUCGAGAAAGAGCGCCUGGAGCUGCUCGAUGUCAUCCACGUGCGAGGCUGCAUCCACGCCGUGGGGCUGUGGCUGAAAGAUAACUUUGAGUCCACUUUGAGCAUUGUUUGCUCCCUGCUGCUUCCCCAGGUGGUCGGCCUGGUGAUGGCGUGGCUGUAUUGGCAGAAGCUCAAUGAGAUUUACUCUCAGCUGGACACCGUGGACUUCAGGAUGCUGGAGGUGCGCGAUUUCAGCUUCGGGGCAUUGGAUCUGAGCGGUGCGGGCUGGUGCUGGUGCUUGCCCAAGGAAGGAGGAUACAUCCCCAUCAAUGCCAUGGAGGAGGAAGAGGAGGAAGAAGAGGAGGAAGGCUUGUCUGUUACAGUCAAAAGUGAGGAGCUGGAGGGCUGAAAGCAGCGAUGGAAAAAGAAGGUUGGAGUAAAAGUCUCAGUGAGGCAGCUGAUGCUGAAUGUGAAAAUGUUGCAAUGUAUCCUCAGGUUCAGGAGAUCCCUUUGGGGAAAACUGCUAAGUAGCUUUGGGAGGCUGGAGCAGUGCAAUGUGUUGUGUGGGCACACGAGCUCCCCGGGGCCCUUUUACCACAUUGCUGACUUGAAGUAUUUGUACAUCUCUUUUUUAAAAGUUUUUACACAAUAAAUGUGACUGCUGUUCUGUU